This is a messenger RNA of Echinostoma caproni, 330 nucleotides long. Lineage: Eukaryota; Metazoa; Platyhelminthes; Trematoda; Plagiorchiida; Echinostomatidae. The record is from the annotation of a GenBank genome assembly.
AUGGCCUUCAUUUUAUCCUCCUUGCCCACGGCUACACUGACUCAACUCAGUCUACCUCUACGACCACUGUCAAACACAGAACAGGGAGAUGUCCAACUGCGUAUCUGUGAUGGAAUUCGUCGCCUGGGGCAGUGCACCAGACUGAUCGAUUUGGAUUUGGGCUCUCAAGUCACCAAUAACCGUUAUUUCGAAGCGCUAGUGGACGCUUUGCACCAGUUGCCAGGUCUGAACAGACUGUCAGUGACCGAUCUACCACCGAACACUCAACAAAUCUUGUUGGACGCUUGCCCGGCCAACUGCAAGAUCCGCGUGCAUCGGCAUCGUUCAUGA